Messenger RNA from Ichthyophthirius multifiliis, 424 nucleotides. Its product is annotated as intraflagellar transport protein, putative. The record is from RefSeq and is a predicted model, not a curated record. The transcript has a single exon. Lineage: Eukaryota; Ciliophora; Oligohymenophorea; Hymenostomatida.
UUAAAAAAAUAAAAAAAAUGAGUGAUAAAGUAUAAAUUACAUUUGAUGAAGAAAAUAAAAUUUGCGUUUUAGAACCUGAAAAAUACCGAGAAACUGAUUAAUUAAAAAAUGAAUCUAUGGAAUUUAUAAAAAAAGUACUUAGUUUAGAUGAAACAAUAACUUAAAUUACAGAAACAUUAGAAAACUAUGCAAAAAAAAUCGAAUAAUAAAAACUAAGGGCUAUAGGUGAAAGAAAUAAAGUAGAAACUGAAUCUGAAAACAGAAAAAAAAAAAUUAUGGAAUUAAAUAAUUUACUUAAUGAAAAAAAAGCAGAAUUAGAAAGAUAUUCAACUGAAUUUGAGUCUAUUUAAAAAGUAGAAAGCGAAUAAAAACAUUUAAUUGAAAAAUUAUCAAAUAAUGAAGCUUGAUAUUAUUGUUUUUAUAU